ACGAAAACAGCAGACUCACGUUCGCGCCAAAACAACAGUCGGCAUCACAAAAGGCUGCCGCUACUCUUGGUUACUCUCAAAUUCGCCUUUUUCUAUCACUUAUCGGCGUAAUUGGCUUUCUGUUCAGCCUCCAAUUUCACAUAUCGCCUGAAGAUGUCGAAGAAAACAAGGGAUUAUGAUGCUGACAAAGAGAAGAUAAAGCAGUUCCUUCAAGAAUUCUACACUCAAGAUGAUGAAGGGCGCAAGCAGUUCAAGUAUGCUACCCAACUCACCAAUCUGGCCCACAGAGAGCAGGUGGCCCUGACUCUGGACUUGGACGACCUUGAAGAUUUUGAUUCAGAUUUGGCAGCGUCAGUUAUUGAGAACACCCGCCGCUAUUCUCAGAUUGUUGGAGAUGUUGUUGCGGAGUUACUCCCAUUGUUCAAGGAAAAGGAGGCGGUUAACAAAGAUACAUUGGAUGUCUACAUUGAGCACCGUAUUCUCAUGGAGCAACGAAACCGGCGUCCUGGAGAGCAACGCAAUCCUCAGAACAAGUACCCUCCUGAACUCAUGCGGCGUUUCGAAAUUUACUUCAAAGAACCUUCGAGCAUGAAAUCUACGCCUGUUCGCCUUGUGAAAGCGGAGCACAUUGGCCAGCUUGUAUCAGUUCGUGGCAUUGUGACACGAUGCACAGAAGUAAAACCUAUGAUGCAAGUGGCCACAUAUACUUGUGAUCAGUGUGGAGCUGAAACCUAUCAACCCAUUGGUUCUUUAUCCUUCAUGCCUGAGCAAAUGUGCCCAAGUGAUGACUGCAGAGUCAAUAAAUCAGGUGGCAGGCUGUACUUACAGACUCGUGGUUCUAAGUUUGUUAAGUUCCAAGAACUGAAAAUCCAGGAACAUAGCGACCAAGUUCCAGUGGGCAACAUUCCAAGAAGCUUGACUGUACUCUGUCGAGGAGAAACUACAAGACAGGCUAUUCCUGGCGACCAUGUGGCCGUCACUGGUAUUUUCCUCCCACUUCUCAAAACAGGCUUCAAACAGAUAGCUCAGGGGCUUUUGUCAGAAACAUAUUUGGAGGCUCAUCGAGUAUUAGUAGUGAACAAAAGUCAAGAGGAUAUGGAUAAGCCUGGAGAUAUGACUGAGGAAGAGGUGCAGAAGCUCAUUGAUGAGGAUUUCUACAACAAGCUAGCCAGCAGCAUUGCUCCUGAGAUCUAUGGACAUGAAGACGUCAAGAAGGCACUGUUGUUACUUUUAGUCGGUGGUGUUGAUCGCAGACCUGAUGGAAUGAAAAUCAGAGGAUCUAUUAAUAUUUGUCUUAUGGGUGACCCUGGUGUUGCAAAGUCUCAGCUCCUUUCAUACAUCGACCGUCUAGCUCCAAGAAGCCAGUACACCACUGGUAGAGGUUCUUCUGGAGUUGGUCUGACAGCUGCUGUCAUGAAAGACCCCUUGACUGGAGAGAUGAUGCUUGAGGGAGGAGCUUUAGUGCUUGCUGAUCAAGGCAUCUGUUGCAUUGAUGAGUUUGACAAAAUGGCUGAUUCAGACAGAACUGCCAUUCAUGAAGUAAUGGAACAGCAAACCAUCUCAAUCGCUAAGGCUGGCAUUAUGACAACCCUAAAUGCCAGAGUAAGCAUUCUUGCAGCUGCUAAUCCUGCAUAUGGCCGCUAUAAUCCCAAGCGUACCAUUGAACAAAAUAUCCAAUUACCGGCUGCAUUAUUGUCUCGAUUUGAUUUACUUUGGCUCAUUCAAGAUAAACCUGAUCGUGAUAAUGAUCUCAGGUUGGCCCACCACAUCACUUAUGUUCACCAACAUUCCAAGCAACCUCCACGUCUCGUUGAGCCCUUAGAUAUGAGCCUCAUGAGAAGGUACAUUGCUCUAUGCAAGAGGAAGGAGCCUGCAAUCCCUUCUGAUCUUUCUGACUUCAUUGUUGGUUCCUAUGUUGAAAUGCGUAAGGAAGCUCGUAACAGCAAAGACAUGACCUUUACAUCCGCCAGAAAUCUUUUAGCUGUUCUCCGUCUAUCCACUGCUUUGGCUCGAUUGCGUUUGUCUGAUGUUGUUGUGAAGGAUGAUGUCAUUGAAGCUAUUCGUCUUGUUGAGAUGUCCAAGGACUCUCUGAACCACUCUGAAGAAAAUCGGCAGAAGGUUGUCAGCACUGUGGAUAAAAUAUACAGCCUUAUCCGUGAAAUUGGUGCAGAGCAGCGUUCUGUCCGAAUGGCUGAAAUUUUGGAUCGCUGUACCAGCAAAGGAUACAAUCAAGACCAAGUAAUGGAAUGUAUUGAGGAGUAUGAAGAGCUCAAUGUAUGGCAGGUGAACCAGGCUCGUACAAAGGUCACAUUUGUGCAGUAGUUGUAUAUAAGUUGAAAUGAUUUUAAGGGAAUUCAUGAAUCAAUACCAUUAAUUUUUUUUGUAUCUUAUCCUGAACUGAUCCAUUGUGUGCCUUUUUAUUGAUAAUUUAUUCCAUUUUACAUUAAAGAUUUUGUAGAUGAAAAUUA
This is a messenger RNA of Thrips palmi, 2468 nucleotides long. It is a transcript of the gene Mcm7, whose product is annotated as DNA replication licensing factor Mcm7. Gene Ontology annotation, cellular component: MCM complex; nucleus. Gene Ontology annotation, biological process: double-strand break repair via break-induced replication; DNA replication; DNA strand elongation involved in DNA replication. The transcript has 13 exons. The record is from RefSeq and is a predicted model, not a curated record. Bases 154 to 2322 code for a protein of 722 amino acids. Gene Ontology annotation, molecular function: single-stranded DNA helicase activity; ATP binding; single-stranded DNA binding. Lineage: Eukaryota; Metazoa; Arthropoda; Insecta; Thysanoptera; Thripidae.